This is a messenger RNA of Nilaparvata lugens (brown planthopper), 2880 nucleotides long. RefSeq names its product ATP-binding cassette sub-family G member 4. Gene Ontology annotation, cellular component: plasma membrane. NCBI's taxonomy places the organism in Eukaryota, Metazoa, Arthropoda, Insecta, Hemiptera, Delphacidae. The record is from RefSeq and is a predicted model, not a curated record. Gene Ontology annotation, molecular function: ATP binding; ATP hydrolysis activity; ABC-type transporter activity. The coding region runs from base 453 to 2318 and encodes 621 amino acids. The transcript has 12 exons.
UUCUGCUUGCUAGGGCAAAUAAAACAAAAUGCUAGUUUUUUAAACGAAAUACGAUUGCAUCCAUCGUCAGUUUGUAACAUCCUCUCGCGCAACGUUGCACGCAAGGUCAACGUCACUUUGUUACUUCUCUCUUUUAUUAUGAAUGUAGUCUGCAUUCAAUUCAACUUUCGUCUUCGUACUCACGAACAACCGGCUAAAGUGAUGUGAACAUUUUGUUUACUAUAACCUCAUUUCAUAAUAAAUUAUACAGUUAGCUCAACAUAAUCAGUAAUAAUUCAUCUUUUAUAAUAGUUUACUGAUAUAAUAUAAAUAUCUUGACUGUUUUUUAUCGUAAUUAGUGCGGUGCUUCUUUUGUUAUUUAGUUUCAAAUCUUUCUUCCACAAACAAUUUGAUUUAUCAGAAUAACAGCAAUGAAUAAUCUUAUGAUGAAUUGAACAACUACAUUUUUCAAAAUGUGUGCCAAACGUCAUGGACAAGUUACCAUCGAUUUCGAGAAUUUGUCUUACAGUGUACCUGAGACAAAUAAAAAAUAUCCUGACCGUGUUCUUCUACACAACGUUAGUGGACACUUCCGUCCGAAGCAUUUAGUGGCCUUAAUUGGUCCAUCAGGAGCUGGUAAAACUACCCUUCUAAAUGUAAUAUCUGGUUCAAAGGCAGUAGACAAUUCGCGAGUGUCUGGGAAGAUACUCGUAAAUGGAAAAGAUAGAAAUUUGCAAAAGUUUAAGAAACAAUCCUGUUAUAUUACACAGGAAUGGUCUCUACUGAACCAGCUGACUGUAGAAGAGACUUUGGAAAUUGCCGCUAGAUUCAAGCUGCCAAGCAAUAUCAGUGAAAUUGAUCGGAAAAGUUCGAUCAAUGAAGUUGUUGAAAUUUUGAGACUGAAUGGAUCUAGGAACACUCUGGUAAAAAAUCUUUCAAAUGGUCAGAAGAAACGAAUUUCAAUUGGUGUUGAACUUAUGAAUAAUCCACCUGUUUUGUUCGUGGAUGAGCCAACAAGUGGGUUAGACAGUUCAUCAGCUCUGCAAGUGGUUAAUCACCUUCAGAGUCUGGCAUUGGACGGCCGAACUGUGAUAGUAGUGAUACAUCAGCCGAGCUCCAAAGUGUUCCAGCUGUUCCAUGAUGUCUACCUGCUGUCUGAUGGUGAAUGCCUGUACAAUGGUCCCUCCGAGCACUUGGUUGCUGCCCUCUCGUCAGCUGGCUUCAAUUGUCCACAGUAUUACAGCAAGUCUGAUUUCGCGAUCGAAGUCGCCAGCGCAGAGGUAGAAGGAGAUGUAAGAUUAUUAAAGAUGGAAACAAAGAAACGCUAUGAAAUGAAAGAAGGAAAAUUUUAUGAGAAUGAAAUACCUGCAAAGCGAAUUUCAGAAGCGAAGAAUGCAAAUGAGCACACAACAAUGAUGAUCGGUGAAGAUGACGAUGAUGAUUCCUAUAAUAACUCUUUGAGAGGUUAUCCAGUUUCAAAACUUCAACAGUUCUGGAUACUCUUCAAACGAUGCACUCUUUGUACGAAUAGAGAUAUGUAUUUAUCUCGAACUCGAUUAAUUACGCACAUUUUGGUUGGCAUCAUGCUCGGCUGUCUCUUCUACAACUUUGGAAAUGACGCCGAUAAAGUAAUAGGAAACUAUUCCUUCUAUUUCUUCGCCGUAUUAUUCAUCUACUUCAGCAGUACUAUGCCGGCCAUAAUGACAUUUCCGGUUGAAGCCAACGUAUUCCUUAGAGAGCAUUCAAACAAUUGGUACUCUCUUACCGUCUAUUUCUUUGCAAAAGUAUUAGCGGAUCUACCCUUACAGAUAAUCUGUCCGACUUUAUUUUUGGUGAUUGGUUACUCCAUGACAGGCCAGCCAAUGGAAUUACAGAGAUUCUCCAUGAUUUGGUUUGUGAUGGUUCUACUGUCCAUCCUUGGCCAGUCGUUCGGCAAUGCGGCUGGUGCUCUGCUCAAUGUCGAGCUGGGCAUCUUCAUUGUGCCGUCGAUUGCGAUGCCUCUGACGCUGCUGUCGGGUUUCUUCCUGCAGCCGAAGGACCUGUCGGCGACGGUGAAGACGCUUAGUUGCGGCAGCUACUUCAAGUACGCAUUCGAAGCGAUCGCCGUGUCGGCCUUCGGCUACGACCGUGGUCGGCUGCCCUGCUCGCAGCCCUACUGCCACUACCGCAGCCCGGCCAAGUUCCUCGCCGACAUCGGCAUCGAUGACUAUCACUACCUGCAACGCGUCACCGUCGUCCUCGUUUGGGUCCUAGUCACGCAAAUGGCGCUCUACUGCACGCUCACCAUCAAGGUCUACCAGGUCAAGAUCAACACUGCUCUGCGCAGGCUCAUGAGAUGAGCUUCAACUGCACUCUAGUGGUUUUGCAUUUCAAAUGUUUCUCAUUUUAUGAUUAUAGGGUUUUUGUCUGCAGUCAUCAGACACAGAAUAGGACUGUAUAACUGUUAUCUCACUAUUGUACUGAGAUUCACGUUAUAAAGUCAGUGAGAAUGAUAGGGAGGCACUGUUGCCAAUUUCCAUUUUUCGCCGCCUUCUAUGUAGUAGAAAGCAGUAAUACAAUCACAGUAUUUUACUUUACUGUAUAGAGUAUUGUACUAUAUUCUAAUACUGUAUUAUACAGUAUACUAUACAGAGUGAAUCAUAAUUAUUGUAACUCUCCAAUAAGUUGAAGACUGUUUUAGAUAUAAUACUGUAAUAUUCGGGAUAAGUUAUUGGUUGAAUAACCUUUGACGUACAACUGAAUUUCAACCCCUCAAGGGGGUGACUUAGGGGUUGUAACUUGAAUAUUUCAAACAUAAACACCCAUUGUGUGGUACAUCAUUUUAAAGGCCUUUUUAAAAGCAAGAGAGAUUGCAGCGUGAAUGUUGAUGUUGUGGAACUUUUCCAUAAUUGAAGAGACUUG